Molecule: messenger RNA, 492 nt
Organism: Linum tenue
Lineage: Eukaryota; Viridiplantae; Streptophyta; Magnoliopsida; Malpighiales; Linaceae
Source: the annotation of a GenBank genome assembly
AUGCCUGAACAUGAACUUACUCUCAAACUGUAUACGCCUAUCAUGCUGCUUCGAAACAUUGAUCCGCCGGCUGGUAUGUGCAAUGGAACUCGGUUGAUGAUAACAUAUCUUGGGCAGAAUGUCAUCAAAGGAAUUAUACUCACUGGUACACACGAGGGCACAGUGGUUGCUAUACCGAGAAUUGCUCUCAACUUCAGCGAUCCAAAAUGGCCAUUUACAUUGAAGCGUAGGCAGUUUCUGGUUCGACUCUGCUAUGCCAUGACGAUCAAUAAGAGUCAAGGCCAGACUCUAGAAAAAGCAGGGGGUUUUCUACCGAAGCCUAUUUUCAGCCAUGGCCAGUUGUAUGUUGCAGUUUCUCGAGUUCGAUCAGCAGCAGGCCUUAGAUUCCUCAUACAUAACGAUGAUAGCCUGCCAUCGGACUGUACCAAAAAUGUUGUGUACACUGAGAUUUAUGAUGAACUAUCGUUCCCUGGUGAGUUUGAACACCUUUAA